CCUCACACAAGGGAGAUCUCAUUUUGUUUGAGACUGGAUACAGUUGAAAACAAACCUCACGCCAAAAAGAGAGUAUGAUGGCUAAGAAGCCCCCGAAACCAGCCCCUCGCAGGAUCUUCCAAGAAAGGUUAAAGAUUACUGCUCUACCCCUAUACUUUGAAGGUUUCUUAUUAGUCAAGCGGUCAGAACACCAGGAAUAUAAACAUUAUUGGACAGAGUUGAGAGGAACCACACUUUUCUUUUAUAACGACAAAAAAAGUACAAUAUAUGUUGACAAGUUAGAGAUAAUAGACCUCACAUACCUUACUGAGCAAAAUUCAACUGACAACAAUUGUGCAAAAUUCACCCUUGUUUUGCCAAAAGAAGAAGUUCAACUGAAGACAGAGAACACAGAAAGUGGGGAAGAAUGGAGAGGCUUCAUUCUUACAGUAACAGAGCUGUCAGUUCCUGAAGAUGUGUCCCUCCUUCCUGGACAAGUAAUUAGACUUCAUGAAGUCUUAGAGAGAGAAAAGAAAAGGAGAAUCGAGACAGAGCAGCUCCCGAGCACAUCUCCGGAAAAAGAGGGGGAACCAAGUGAAGACUAUGUGGAUGUACUGAACCCUAUGCCCGCAUGUUUUUAUACAGUGUCUCGGAAAGAAGCAACUGAGAUGCUUGAAAAGAAUCCUUCAUUGGGGAAUAUGAUCCUGAGGCCUGGUAGUGACAGCAGAAACUUCUCCAUUACUAUCCGGCAGGAGAGAGACAUGCCAAGAAUCAAGCACUACAAAGUGUCAAAUGUGGGAAAAAACUACACUAUUGAACUGGAAAAACCUGUAACACUCCCAAACCUUUUUAGUGUCAUUGAUUAUUUCAUGAAGGAGACUCGAGGGAAUUUACGACCAUUUAUAUAUUCAACUGAUGGAACCUUCGAAACUGAAGGAUUGCCUGUAACAACUCUAAAAUAAGAAAAAAAAAAUUUUGGCUGGGGGGAAAUCCAGUAUAAUUUACCUCCGCCAUGGAUGAUACUGUGUUAGUUACCUAGCAUUAUGUAACAAACCACCUCUAAAACAUGCGGUUUCACAAACCACCCCAAAAACAUGGUGGUUAAACCAACAAAUCUUUUAUUUUCUCAUGAUUCUGUGCAUCAGCAAUUUGGGCUGAACCAUUUUCUUCAUGUGGUCCCCAAUCCUUAAGGAAGUUGGUUGGGGCCUAACACGAGAUCUCAGAGAAGGUGAGAUCUGCAUGUCCUUGGGCUAGAAAUUCUUAGUGUUGACAAUAAAGUUCAUCAAGUCCUCACUUAAAUUAUUGAGAGGUUAUACACUUUUAAGUGAAAGAAUGUUAAACAAAACCAAUUUUAUCAUAGGCUAAUUGAUACAAGAGUUAAAUUCCUACAGGGGCUUAUCAAUGUUGUAGCAAAACACUGAACUACAUUAUCUGAGGGCCUGCCUUCUUGGAGCUUUUAAAGAGGAGAAGCUGUGAAGUGACUGAACAAUCCCAGGAGUGGUAUGUUUGAUGUACAGGGGUAAUCUUUCUUUCUUUUAAAAAUAAUUUAAUUUACAUACAGCAACAUUUUUGGUGUCCAGUCAUAUUAGUUUUGACAACCACCACUACAAUCAAGAUAUGGAAAGUUCGAUCACCUCAAAAAUGCCUUAAUGCUCUUCCUUUGUAACUAGCCCUUUUUAUUGUCAGUCUCUGGCAACCACUGGUCUGUUUUCUAUUGCUAUAGUUUUGCAUUUUCCAGAAUGUCAUAUAAAUGGAAUCACAGUAUGGAAUCUUUUUUAGACUUAUUUCUUUCACUCAUAAUGUCUAGAUUCACACACGUACAGUAUGUAUUACUAGCUUGCUCUUAUUUUAAGGCUGAAUAGUAUUUCACUGUAUGGAAAUACCAGUUUGCUUAUCCACCCACCAAUUUAAAAAUGUUAGGGUAGUUUCCAGUUUUUGAUAAUUAUUAAUUAAGCUGUAUAAAUAUCAUUAUACACAAUUACUAGUGCCCAAGUGUCUGGUAGAGCAAAUGAAAAAUUUCUGUGGAGGAUGAAAAUUAUCAUGCUGGGCAUUGAAUUGUUUCUAUAAUUUUUCUUUUUUUUGUUCCUAUAAUUUUUCAAAUGUAAUACUGGCAUACGACAAAAAGUAGUAUUACACAUAAAAAUUUAAAAUAAGAAAUGAGGAUUAGUAGAAACAAAAGAAAAGUAAAAACAGAUCCAGAGAAUUUCAGAGUUUAGAAUUACUAAACACAUCUUCAGGUAUAUAAAAGAUUGAAAAUUAUGGCAAGGCAAUCGGAAACUGCAAGAGUGACAUUUCCAUACUUGCAAAUAGAAAUUUGAGAACUGAAAAUACAAAGGGCUAAGAAUAACCAAGAUACUCUUACAAACAAGCCAGGAGGACUAGUUCUGCCAAACAGCAAAACCAAUAUAUCAGCUAUAGUGAAGAUAGUAUAAAGCAGAAGUAUAGGACAGAAACAAAAAAUUCAGAAACAUAUACACACACAGAAUGCGGCAGAAGUAGGUUUAUAGCUGUUUAUAAAUAAUUAAUAAAUGAUAAUACAAUAAUUAUCAUUUAUCAUUAUCUAUGUUUUGUGUAAUUACAACCAUAAACCUACUUUUGCCACACACACACACACACGAUAUGUAUGGACAUCUGACUAUGGUGGCACUACAGAAAAGUGACACUACAGAAAAGAAUGAACUUUGGUAAGUGGUGGUGAGGCACUUCCCAGAAAACACAAUAUUAAUCCCCUGUGAAGUAAAAAUUUAAAUGGCAAAGGCAAAAAUAAAGCUUUUAGAAGACAAUAUAAAGAAGUACCUUCAUGACCUUUGGGUACAGAUCAAUUUUUUAAACUCACAAAGAACUCUAACCUUAAAACAAAAGAUUGAUACUUAUCAGUAUUUAUUAACAAAUUCUUUUUAUCAAAGAAUACCAUAAAGAGAAGUAAAGGCAAGCCAGAGUGGGAGGAAAUAUUUUCAACUAUAUAGCUAACAAAGAACAGGAUUUGUAAAGACCUUUUACAAUGAGAAAAAUGAGCAAAAGACUUGAAAAAACACUAUAAAAAAGAUCAAAGUGGCCAAUAAAUUUAUGAAAAUGUUAUCAAUUUAAAUGGUAUUUAGGGAAUGCAGAGUACAACUUCAAUGAGAUACACCACGCACCCACCAGACUAGUAAAAUUUUACUAAUAAGUCUGUUGUUAAUACCAGUGUUGACCAAGAUGUAGAGAAACAGGACAUCUCUAUUGCUCAGGAAGAACGGUUGUUAUCUAAUAAGAUUUAAGAUAUGGAUACCCUCUAUCCAAACAAUUCCAUUCCUAGGUUAUACCUUAUUUGCACUAGGAGAUACAUAUUGUAUUAAUAAUGUUCACUGGGUAACUGUAAUUGCCCCAAACUAAAAUCAUCAGACUUGCCUUCACUCAACAGAAUGAGCAAAUGAAUUGUGGUAUGUUAAUGCAAAGGUAAAUUAUGAAUGAAGAAUAACUACAGACAACAUGGAUGAAUCUUUUGUUCAAUGAAAGAAGCAGCCACAGAAUAAUACAGUAUGAUUCUAUUUACAUAAAGUUCAAAAACCAUCAAAAAGUAAAUAGUAUUCUUUAAGUACAUACAUAGGUGGUAACGCUAAAACUUGAGGUGAUUGCUUGGUGGAGGAAGGUAUAAGGGGACUAAAUGGAAUGGAAAAAAUAUAUAAUAAAGAUUAUACAUGAAAAAAAAACCCUAUCAAAUGGAACAUGGCUUCAAAUAAAAGAAAACAAACACACAAAGACAUAGUUAUCACGGAAGGUAGGGGAGUAUUACUGCCAGAAGGUAUGUGUGGGGAAGCUGGCUGGGAUUGGAAAGAGACUACCAGGGGGAGUUCCAGGCUGCUGUCACUGUUCUAUUGAUUUGAGAACAGUGACCUUAAAAUGAUUCCAUAAAACUGCGUAUUUACAUUUUAUGUACUCUUUUCAAUAUUAAUUUUUUGAAUUAAAAAAAAAGCUAGGACAAGGUGAGAGAAAAAUAAAUGCAAAUUACCUCAUUACUUACUGUGAUCUCCAAGACCUCAAUUUCCUAUUGAAUUAGUUAAAAGUAAAAUAACAAACUCACACCUAGUGAUUGUAUUUAAAUAAUCAUACAUUUAUGAUUGGAAUGAAUUUUUGACAGUAUUCAUUAUGGGUGAAUUUUUAGAUCAAGAAAACUAUUUUCUUUGUCUUCAUUUCACUAGUUUUAAAAUUGUGGAUUACGUUUGGGGUAAUUUAGAGGAACUUACCGGUAAGUUAACAUAACUGUUUUGAAGUCCAAAAUGGACUUGAAAAUCUGCAAUGAACAGUACAGGAUAUAGCAGGUCUAGGUUUUCACAUGGUCACCACCAUUCCCCCGCUGAUGUCUUAAUGGAAUUUCCAGGAGCAAAAAGCACUUUGUUGUCCCAACA
Molecule: messenger RNA, 4364 nt
Organism: Phyllostomus hastatus (greater spear-nosed bat)
Lineage: Eukaryota; Metazoa; Chordata; Mammalia; Chiroptera; Phyllostomidae
Gene: STAP1
Product: signal transducing adaptor family member 1
Exons: 9
Coding region: 75-941 (288 amino acids)
Biological process (GO): cell surface receptor protein tyrosine kinase signaling pathway; positive regulation of B cell receptor signaling pathway
Molecular function (GO): protein kinase binding; signaling adaptor activity
Source: RefSeq, a predicted model, not a curated record